Molecule: messenger RNA, 10730 nt
Organism: Sycon ciliatum
Lineage: Eukaryota; Metazoa; Porifera; Calcarea; Leucosolenida; Sycettidae
Exons: 24
Coding region: 718-9498 (2926 amino acids)
Biological process (GO): substrate adhesion-dependent cell spreading; animal organ morphogenesis; cell-matrix adhesion
Cellular component (GO): basement membrane
Molecular function (GO): calcium ion binding
Source: RefSeq, a predicted model, not a curated record
ACUGUGUGGUGUGUUUUUAUUCAUUUCGCUUCUCUUCCUUGCAUGUUUGUGUAAUAUUACUUGCUGUGCCUUCUGGAAAAUCAGGGCAGGGCGAACUUCAGCAGUUCGGGGCACUCUAUCGAGACAGUUCCAUGCUGAGGGCGAGCAUCUCCUAUUUUUUCACAAAAGUGUAGAUCUACGUGUAGAAUUUGGAAACGAAGGCACUCCACGGUCAUAAAAGGCUGGCCGGUGAAACGCGUGAGGGUAGUGUAGGCAGCUGGACUGCAUGGAUAACUCGGCCGGCCGUAUCCGGUCAAAUCGCUAAGGACUUGCCUCAUGCCGGUAACUCUGAACCUGCCUGAACUUUGAGCGUGCUGAAGAGGGAGCCGAGUAUGGACGGCAAUCGCUUGUGUUGAGUUUCUCCUUGCCUUUCUCGAACCCUCAGCUGAGCUGCCUGCUGUAUCUACAGUUUCUGAAGCCGUGAAGGGUUCGACAGUGGCUCAUCACUGUACGUGUACGUGAUUAUCAAGUGAGCAGGCGCAUGCACAGUACACCGACUCAGUGAAUAGAGGCUGACCGGAACGUGUUGUCGAAUACUUGUGCGGUUCCACUGUCCAGUGAGCGGUCUUGCCAUCCACAAUUGGCACAAAACUGGCCGUUAGCUAUCAUUCGGCCACCAUGAUGAGAGCAACGGGAAUUCGAUGACCGGCUUACUACAUAAGUACAUUACACCGGACAAUGGCAAGUGCAAAGACUAUCUGCGAGUGCCUGGUAAUCGCACUGCUCGCCGGAGUUCACCUUGCACGCACGACACACUUUCGCGGCGGUCUCAUAUCCUGCCAUCCUGUGCUGGACAAUACUGACGGUGGCGUGGACAGCUCUGGCAGUGUACACCUUGAAUGCCAGUUUCGCAUAGGGUGGCGUUUGGAUUACUCUGCGGGAACAGUGUGCAACUCGACGUUACGGGCAAAUCAGGAGCUGUUGAAUGGACCGGGAUCUAAGUUCAGGCUAAGGUGCUAUUCCGGCUGUACAAGGCGUCCCACUGUUGACUAUCUGAAGUUUUACUGCACGGAGUUCAGUGACUCGGAGCUCUGGACGCAGGGAGCCAAUACAUUCCGGUACACUCUCUCCGGCUCUAACCAGAUUUUCACUGCUGCAAUGAGAACGUGUUGCUGGAUAGAUCUUGUGAUUGGCAAGGGCAAGGACUUCAAAUGGGGCAUCACCAUGAACAUCACAAAGCGGACCGACACUGGACGUGUCAACAGCAGCCCAACAUCUGCGCAGCUGCCGCUGGUUCGUUUGCAGUACGGAUGCCCGCACAAUAUCUCAGUGCACACGGAGGAUCCGGAUGGUGAUCUGGUGCGCUGCCGCUGGGCACAAUCUUCGGCUGCAAACGGAGUGGAUGAAUGCGGAGAUGUCUGCAAUGCCGUGCCUAGUGCAAGUCUGUUGAAUAAUCCAUGCGUUCUACAAUUGCCUGGAAAUCUGUCAGUGGGAUAUCAUGUCGUGGCACUAACACUGGAAGACUUUCCUCCAGCAAACCCCAAUGCACAGGCCUUCAGCCAAGUUCCAUUGCAGUUUUUGAUAGACAUCUUCAACUCCAGCGUGCCGUGCAACGUCCACCCGACUUUCGUCUCACCAACGCCGGAGCACAACACGUGCUUUGCCAUAAAGAAGAACGAGAGUUACAACACGUUGCUGAGAGUGCAACAUGCAAGCAUGCAUACCAACAUCACGAGUAUUAGCCUGACGGCACCAGUUGGCAUGACUCGCAGCUCACUGCUACUGCACACUGAUACCAGCCAGCUAUACACUAGCAUGAACGUCAGCUGGACACCAGGAGCUACACAAUAUGGCCAGCAUGUCUUCUGCUUCUUAGCAACUGAUAGCACACAGCAAACUACUAGCUCGCGCUGUAUCACACUUCUUGCCGGAGCUUCGCCACCAGAGACGGUUGCUGGUACGAUGCUACCAAGCACGCUGGGAAAUCACACGGCUCCUCACUUGUUUGCAACAUUUACUGUAAACUUUGAUCAGAUGAUAUUCAAACCCACAAGUUUUGCCAAGAUCCGUGUGUCCCAGGUGAAUGGUAGCAUGUCAGCAGAAGUCUACUCGCUGACGGUGGCAACCUCUCCCGAUGUAACACUCAGACAACACCCUGACGCCAAUGGCCACUAUCAGCUCAGGUUUAUGGUGCGCAAGCGCUUGACAAUCGGUGCACGCUACGCAGUCACGUUUGAUCACGGUGCCGUGGUAGGCGUGCAGAGCUGCACUGGAGGCGGUGUGCCAUUCCAGGGGAUUUCUGAGCCUUCGCCCUGGCAGUUUGUGGCCGAUCAUACCGUUGGCAACAUUUCCGAUUGCUCUACGACGCUGUCACAGUUCUUGGCAUACGGUGAAAUUCGAAAGGAUUGGCAGUUGGACCUUGGUGAUGGAAGCACAUGCUUGACUUCUAAUAUAUCAGAAAGUGCGAAUGAAUUACCUAUGUGGGGUUCGCAGCACAGCACGCUGACGAUCUGUGAGAAUGGACUGAUCAUGCUGGAUCAAGACCAACCCAUCCACCAUCCCCAGCUAUUCCCAGGAAACUGGACCACGCAGCCAACAAUUCUGGCACCCUACUGGUGCUUGGCUGACAACUCGUACUCCAAGAAUCUUCCAGACGGUCUGAGAUCUCACGUCUGGUAUCAUUUCUACGACAGGCAGGUUUCCUCGGAGAAGGCAAUGCUGGAGGAAGUAGAGAGCUUGAUCAUUGCCAGGGAGAGGAGUAAAGAUGGGGCCUUCUAUUUCACUGCAACGUGGGCAGCAGUGGUGACGUGGGAACGAAUCACACCCUACCCAAGCAUCUAUCAGUACCAACUACACAAUACAUUCCAAGCAAUACUAGCUUCGGAUGGAGUUCGAUCGUUUGCCGUGUACAGCUUUGACUCCAACUCAAUACAGUGGUCUGUGCCCGCUGUUCAUGAUGUAAACUCCGAGUUUGGGCAUGCCGUGAGCGGCUUCACGAGCCAAGGCCACCACUACACCGACAAGCGAUCGGGCACACCGCAGAUUUCAAGUAUCGACGAUGGGCAACCAGCGCCUGGGCAAGAGUGCGUCUCCGGGACGAUGAUGGUAUACAAGCUCUUCACACAGUCCACUGUCGACGGGCCAAGAGCUAGAUGCCUUGAGUGGUAUGCCAUGCAGCCGCACGCCAAUACUUGGAUGCAGCACUUCAGUCCCUGUCCCUGCACACUUUCCCAAGCUCAAGCUGACUCUCGCUUUCAAGUCAUCAGAAGUCUAGCACCGAGGCUGUGUUUUCAGAACGCUGUCCCGUCCAUCACGGGCUCCUCUCAGGAGUGCUGUUACCGAACGCAGGAACCAGGUCGCGGGGCGUUUCUGAACGGCCCGCCGGACGGUGGCAACUCGGUACGCUUCUCCUGGCUAAGCUAUAGCCCAAGUACAGUCCGCUCCGAGGAGACACUGCCUUACCAAUGGUGCUGUAAGGACUCAGCACUUUGUCAUCUGUUUUGGGAGAAACGGCCGAGCAAAUCCUGCCAAGGAUAUGUGCAACCCUCUUUUGGCGUGAUAGCGGGCCCUCUAGUGAAGACCGUGACCGGACACCAGCUUCUGCUUGAUGGCAACACUACAGAAGCCUACACGCUGCUAGCUGUAAUGCCCACGUUCUACUCUGAGGCGGUCUUCUCCACGGGUUCCGGUAUGGGGGACUUGGCUCGCGUACUGGAACUUGGCGUGCGCGGCAAUGGAAGCGACACGGUCGAGGUCAAAAUAUCUGCAGAAGGAUCCCUGGUAUUUGCUAUCAAUGGAGCACCGCUCACGGACAAAGUGCUGAUGGUGUUCACCGACGAAGAUGUCAACAUCACUGUCGAGUGUUUACAAUGGGAGCGACAGUGUCAUCAUAUCAAUGCCUCGGCAAAACCAACCGUGCCAUCGUCAGAGCCCGUAGUUGGUAUCAGUGUCCACGAUGGGCUCAGUGUUGUGGUGCUGAACCGCACGCAUGCCAGUGUAGUACUGGAUACUGGUGUGGUGCUCGACCUUACUUUGGUCACAGAACUAGACACGAUAGCAGUAACUGUAAGCAUCCCUGCCGCCUUAGCCAAUGUAUCAACUGGGCUUCUGUCCGGUGAUGACUCGCAGCUGCAAACAUUGCCUCCAUCAAGUCAGCACAUCGCCAUUUUGCCCGACUACUUGAGCAAAUGGCAAAUGAACUGCUCCAGUCUAAGCACUGUUCUGGAUCCUAGCUGCUUAGAUGAGCCCUCUACUCAAACACCACCAGCAACUGCAACACUAGCACCUCAACAACCACAGUAUCGUGAUAACUCAUCUCUGCCGAGUGCAGAUUACAAGGAUGUGUGCGGCAAUGACUCGAGGUGUCUGGAUUUGGCGCUGACUAUUGGGGAUGUGAACAAGACGGCUGCCAUUGUCAAGGUCCUAGCAGAUCAAGAGGAUAGAGCGAUGAACCUAGGACGCCAGCCAGUGCAGGUGGUGUCCACCUCGCCGACAUUCCAGUCCGCAGCGGAGUCACCGGUAGUCAGGGUAGAUCUCAGCAACAUAACCGAUCCUAACCCCCUAUCUCGGCAGAGCUUUGAAAUCAUCCCGCUGCCAACAUCGACUUUCAGUAUACUUCCUGGCGGUGACUCAGACACGUUCUGGGUGACUUUGAAUCGCAACGUGCCGGCUACAGACCUGCAGUUGGCGAUCACAUCUGAUUCGAACGUAACUGUGUUGAUACGCCCGACGAUUUUCAUCUGUGACUGCAGUAACAACGCCACAUGCAGCGAGACGCAGUUCUCCCCGCUCAGCUCUGAUCGAACGCGCAUCCAUGCUUGUGAGUGUCCGCCGGCAUAUGAUGGCAAGUAUUGCGAGUUGGACCGUGACGGAUGUGAGGCGGCGUUUCAGCCCUGUGCAAGCGGUGUGGUCUGUGUGGACAAACCUGCUCCGAGCACCGGAUAUCAGUGUGAUCCAUGCCCGACUGGAUUCUCGGGAGAUGGAGAGAACUGUUUUGAUAUUGACGAGUGCAAGGAGGCGUCGGGCCAAGCUCACUGUCAACAGCUGUGUGUCAAUACUCAGAAAGGCUUCAAGUGUGACUGCAGUGCUGGAUACAUGCUGGCAAGCAAUGGUUCAUCGUGCAUAGAUGUAAAUGAGUGCCAGCAGCACAGUCAUAGCUGCAAUCAAUCCUGUGUGAACAAUGCCGGAUCAUACACGUGUGGAUGCUACACUGGAUAUAUACUCAAUACCACGGAUGGUGUUUGCACCGCUUUGGCCCACUGUUCUGCUGACAAUACUUGCCAGCAGUUGUGCACGUAUGACUCGUCAUCAGCCAGUUCAGUAUGCUCAUGUCUCAGCGGCUAUCAAGUCAACCAGUCCUCGCCAAACCUAUGUCAGGAUAUUGAUGAGUGUAGCAGUGCAACUCAACCCUGUAGCCAGAACUGCAUCAACAGCAAUGGAUCAUUCGUGUGCCAGUGUACGACUGGAUAUCAGCUCUCACCAGACAAGCAUACAUGUGAAGACAUCAAUGAAUGCCUGGUUAUUACGUCGUGCCCCGGUGACACAGUCUGUUACAACAACGUGGGUUCCUUCAGCUGCCAGUGUCGCACAGGUUACACAUUCAACAGCACCAGUGUAGCAUGCCAAGCAAUUUCCUGCGGUGAGCCAAAUCGUCCUCAGAAUGGCUCCUUCCUUGGCAGUGCAUUCACUUACGGUGCAAAAGUAGUGUAUGGAUGCGAUGCUGGGUAUCGCUUGCUGGGGUCACUGUCAACUCAGUGCACUUCAGAUGGUAACUGGUCCCUACCAGCUCCCGCCUGCCACGUGGUCUCAUGUCCAGCAGUGCCAAUGCUCGGCCCACACUCCCAGUUUGGCGCCGGACAGCCUGUCGCCGUGACGUACUCUAGUGUAGCGCAGGUGCUGUGCGAUGAGGGAUACUCCACCCAGGGCCAUGCUAGUGUGCGCUGCUUGGCCAGUGGUGCGUGGACAAGCCCACCAACAUGCAGUGUUAUGCAUUGUCCAGUGCUCACACUGGCAAACACAACACUCUCCAGUCAGAGCACGGCAUUCUCCAGUACGGUGAACAUCACGUGCCUGCCAGGAUUUCGACGAGUGAGUGGAAAUCACUUGCUGAACUGCUUGGCAAAUGGCAGCUGGAGUGGCGAAUCGCUGCAAUGUCAAAACUGCAGCUGUGACAGUGCCGGUAGCCACCUUGACAGAGACUGCCAUCCAAACACAGGCCAGUGCCGAUGCAAGGCUCUUGCAGUGGGACUACAGUGCGACAGCUGUGCACCCGGAGCGUACUUCUUGACCAGCGCGGGAUGCCGGCCGUGCAAUUGCAGCGGACGUUCAUCUGUGUGCCGAGCAGCAGAGCCUGUGGAUGCAGCUUCUGGGCCGCAACCGAACUGUACAUGCCCUGAUGGUUAUAGUGGGUUACAGUGUGAGCACUGCGCUAGCGGGUACACGACAAGCAGCAGCGAGGGAGGACAACACGAGUGCAAGCCGUGCCAGUGCAACACACACUCGGCUCUCUGUGACGCUGUGACCGGCACGUGUAUCAACUGUGCCCAUGACACUGCGGGGCCGAACUGUGAGAGCUGUUCGAACGGAUUCUUUGGUGAUGCUCGCACACUGCAUGGCUGCACGGCAUGCCAGUGUAACGAGAGUGGAAGCAGUGACAAGAUCUGUGACCCGGUCAGCGGUGAGUGCCAAUGUAUGCUCAAUGUCACCGGUACCAGCUGUAACCAGUGUGCACCGUUGUUCUACAAUUUCCCCUCGUGCACACCGUGUGAUUGCAAUGUGGAGGGAAGCACCAGUGCUGUGUGCAAUACUCUCAGUGGCCAGUGUCCAUGUGCGCCGAGCGUUGACGGCCGAAAGUGUGACCAAUGCAAGCCAGGGCAUUAUGGACGUCCGCCGUGCGCUGCCUGCCGUUGCAAUUCAAAAGGCACCGUUGCCGGUAGCAACUGUCACCGUGACACCGGAGAUUGUACAUGCAUUGGCAACGUGAUUGGCCCGCAGUGCGAUACAUGCAAGGCUGGUUACUACGGACUGGAGAUGGGUAGUGGUGGGUGUCUUCCCUGCAGCUGCCAUGCUUUGGGCAGUGCCAGUACUACAUGCACCCCUGCACUGGGCUACUGCUCCUGCAAACCCGGAGUAGUAGGGAGGCUCUGCGACCGCUGCGGAGAGUACCGCUUCGGUUUCCCCACGUGUGGACUGUGUGGUUGCGACGGUGCAGGUGCUGUGCUGGGAGUGAACUGUGCUCCGACCACGGGACAAUGUUUGUGUAAGUCAGGCGUGACCGGCAGGACAUGUGAUGGCUGCUUAGAUGAUCAUUUCGGCUCUCCACCGUCAUGCCAACCGUGCGACUGUGAUGAGCGUGGAGCUGUGCCCGGAAGCGCCUGUGACAAGGACACGGGACUUUGCCGCUGCCUGUCAUCGUCCAAUGGUACUCGCUGCGAGCAGUGUGCCAGUGGCUACUACAGACUUAACAGCACUCUUCCCUGUGAGCGUUGCGACUGUGAUUCUUACGGAACCAAUGCGGGUACGGUGUGCGAGAGCAACACAGGGAAAUGCCAGUGUGUGUCCUCUGCUAUGGGCGCUGACUGCAGCGUCUGCUCAGCCGGCUUCCAUCGGCUCAAUGCCAGCAUACCCUGUGCACCGUGCAACUGUAGUGCCGCAGGAACUCUGGCCACCGGCGCGUGCCACGCAACCUCGGGACAGUGCCAGUGCCAGAGCGGUGUGACGGGCCACCAGUGUCACCGAUGUGUUGAUUUCCACUACGGAUUCGGACGAGGCGGUGACAGCAGCAACUGCACUCUGUGUCCGUGCUAUCUGCCCGGAACUGCGGCAUGCCUGGAUCGCACAACUGACUACGAGUGCCUAUGCAAACCUGAGUCUAGAGGAGCAGCGUGCCAAGAGUGUCGACGUGGCUACUACGUGGCUGAUUCUCUAUUUGACACGUGCUACAACACAACGGGAACAUACUGCCAUGCCUGCUGUUGCAAGCGUAUUAACACCGUGGACAAUGCGGACGUAUGCGACGAGUUUGGUGCGUGCUCGUGCAAAGAGGGAGCGACUGGCAGCAAGUGUGAGGCUUGCCUAGAAGGCUACAAUCUGAACCCACAAACUGGAUGUGAACCCAUUGUAAUCGAGCAACAAACAACGCCGACAGAGACACCGUAUUACAUACCCAUAGUCAUAGCACUUGUGCUGCUCCUGGUUCUGGCUAUAGUGAUCAUUUUCUUGCGAGAUCGGAAGAACAGACGCAGAAAGGCCAUGAUAGUCUCGCCGGAUGAUGACCUGCACAGCGAAACCUCGUCCGUGGAUUUGAGCAUGCGAGAGCAGCUCAUCGCCCGGGAGAGCAGCGGCACAGCCACACGCCGCCAGACAAUGGAACUGUUUCAGAUUCACACUCGGGAGGCGUCAAUGCUUGGCGUCGACAAUGGCGGUGCACCAGGUGGUUCCCCUGCUGCAGUGCCAGCGCGACCUGACACGCCGCCACCGAAACCCAAGAGUAUGAUUGACACGUUCAGAUCGCCACCUUCUGCCACCAGCUCGUCUGCAAGUGUUCACUCACUCUCCGGCGGCAGACGUCCUGGCGUGGUUCACGCUAAGAGCAACACUCCGCAGCAAGUAUCCAACAAUGCUGCGACUCGGCCUGACAGUUCAAGUGCUCUGUUCAGCCGGCGGACCACGCGAUCUCAUCUAGAUGAUCAGAACGUCGUGAACAACACCAGCACAAUGCAUGAUUGGACGGAAAGGUCAAUAACAGAACACACUCCAGCCAUCGAGUCCCGCGCCGAUGGGGUGCCGCAAGCCGUGGAGAUGCCUUCGACCACCCCCGACCGAAACCACGCUCAAAAUACUGACCCCACAAAGGAAGACAUGGUUAUAGGCGGAGAUGCAGAAGAGCAGUAUAGCAACGCGGAUGUCACCUCAGGUCAAUGCAUCCAACAGAGCAGUGCAGAUGAAACAGACACGGGUCGAAUAACCGCAGAGAAGACAGGUCUCGUUGAUGAAGCAAUAGUUAUACCUACGGAGACACCCAUGCCCACCAAUGGCUCACCUGGAAAGUUCACUAGUGACCAAACAUCACUCUUUGGUGAUGUGCAUCAUCCAACUAGCCCUGUUGUGGAUGCAAGGACAGCACAACAGCAGAGUAGCCCUCAGCCAGGCGAUGUUCUGCCGUAUAGCCCUCAGCCAGGUGACACUCUGCCAUAUAGCCCUCAGCCAGGUGAUGUUUUGCCAUACAACCCUCAGCCAGGCGAUGAUCUUCAGUAUAGCCCUCAGCCAGGCGAUGCUCUUCUGACCAUGCCGCUGCCAGGUGGUGUAGAUGACAUGUUAGAUGCUGCAUCACCCCGUCAGGAGGUCCACAGCCCGCAUGCUGCAAGUGCUGCUGAAGCAGCUGCAGAGUUUCCGGACGUGCCGAGGCGGAAAAAGAGCUCAUUGCCCCCUAUCCAUCCGGACAGGCUGUCGAAAAAGCGCCGAAGACCGCGAGCGUCCCGGGGUCAGCAGAGCAGUGAGAUGGAGACGCCUCUACUGUAGGGGACCUCUGGAAACUGACGUUGCACUCUAUAUAACUGUUACUUGUGGUUCAUUAAAGGUACGUCGCCGGUACACACCUCACCUGAAGUUUGGAGUGACUUUCCUGGUCAUAUCUGCCCGAGUAUGUGUGCUGUACAUACCCCCAUAUGCAGGACACACGGCUGCAUGACUUUUCUGGCAAGUGCCAUAAGAAUGUGAGCCGUGCGGAGUACGAUAUGCGUCCGGAGUUUUCGUUUGCCGCCCACAGCCACAGCUAGCAUUCGGACUGCAUUAGCUAAGCUUGGGAUCGGCGCCGACGAGAAGGCUUCAACGGUGCUCAACUGCCCAAGCCCUUGUGGCUCGGAGUAUCUUGGACAUGCAAAUAUGCAGUGCACAUUCCACUGCUUCAGAUCACCAUUAUGGCCAAGUGCUCUAAAGAGGUGGGCUGGCGAUGCUUGAACAGAACACCAUGCAUGAACACAAUCUCUGGCUGAACACUCAAAGCCAUACCAAGUGUGUCAUGCUUCCCGACUAACUUCAUGAUCGGGAGGUGUUACUUGUUGUAGGAUGCAGGGAGACGUCACAGGCGCGAGUGACGAUGCCAAUGUGGGUUUCGCUCCCGUGCUGCCCGGUCCAGUCACCCUGAGAGGCAGAGCUGAUGUAUGCACGCUAUAAUAAUACAUCCCUGAUCUGGCUGACCAUCCCGCAGGUCACGGCGGCGGCCAUGAUUGUGAGAACUUGUGACAGCAUGUGGCAGAGAACACGAAUCACAUCACAUAAAACUUUUAAAAGAACUCUGUGGUCGAAGCACACAUCGUUGAGACCCCAUACAGUAGAGUCGCGCGCCCAAGAACGUUGUUUCCAAGGGGUUAGCCUGGGACGUUCUUAUUUUUCAGCAAUCUGGCUGCGUUCUUAUAGCACGUUCUUAGGAACAAUCCAUACUGGAUCAUUAUGUACCCCACAAGCUGCCAGAAAACCAACACCGCAGUUCUCAGCUUUAGGCUGUGGCGUUCUUGGGCUCCACGUUCUUCAGCGCGCGACUCUACUGUACUCUCAUGCAAUGUCCCUUGAUGCUAGAACACUCUGUUGGACACCUUGUUGAUGACGGAUAACUUAUGGUCAACUGCUAGUUUCUAAUAGCCCUUUUCACAACUCACAUAAUUUAUGUAUAGGUCUAUACGGCUUGCCAACUAUCAGGCCUUCAUUCCACAUGACCGUACUUCCAUGAAAGUAUUUAUUUCACGACGUACCAA